UGGUGGACGACCUGCCUCCAGACCUCUUAUCGCGGUGUGAUAGUCGGCCAGACAUCGACGUGCUUUCCCAGACGCUUGAACCGCAUCUGCUAUGGUCCAUGACUCCGCGUGUACAGAGCUGGACGACGAUAACUGCAUCUAUCCGUCCCAGGCUCUGUACCUCGAGAUCGACGUCACCGAUCUCACACUAUGGGACCCUAUCAUUCGGCGAGGGAACGCGCGACAAGAGGAAGAGGAGAUCGAAGAAGAAGAGGAGACAGAGGAAGAAUCGAGCGAGGAUCGUGACGACCCCGAUUCCGUCGAGGAAGAGGAGGAGGUUGAAGAAGAAGAAGAAAAACCGACAAAAGAGGAGGGUGGAUCGGGUGAGCCGAGUCAACGGCCCGAACGACGCAAGGAGGAGGAGGUGGCAGAAGCACGGAAGCGGCUGGAAAGAGCGGAAGGAAAGCGGUCGAUUGAGGAAGGGUUCCCGCCCGACCCGUUAUUGNGAAGCGGCUGGAAAGAGCGGAAGGAAAGCGGUCGAUUGAGGAAGGGUUCCCGCCCGACCCGUUAUUGGGAAAUCCGUGGCUCGAUCCGGAGCCCCCACGGGAGGAAGACGGAGGCGAUGGAGCCGCAGUGGGGGGAUUAGGACGUCAUGGACGAAGGAGGAGCGAAUCGCCGGCUCCGUU
Messenger RNA from Chara braunii, 665 nucleotides. The record is from the annotation of a GenBank genome assembly. Lineage: Eukaryota; Viridiplantae; Streptophyta; Charophyceae; Charales; Characeae.